AUGCCUCAAGUUAGGAAUCCUAUUCUUCCCGGGUUCAACCCGGACCCUUCCAUCCUAAGGGUUGGAGAUGACUACUACAUCGCAACAUCAACGUUUGAAUGGUUCCCCGGUGUCCAAAUCCACCACUCCAAGGACCUCGCAAACUGGGAGCUUAUCAUACGGCCUUUGAAUCGAAAAAGUCAGCUAGACAUGCGUGGUGACCCAGACAGCUGCGGCGUCUGGGCUCCCUGUCUCACCCACGACGGUGAGAAGUUCUGGCUUGUUUACACCGAUGUCAAGCGCAAAGAUGGCUCUUUCAAGGACACCCACAAUUACAUCGUCAGCGCACCCUCAAUCGAAGGUCCCUGGUCAGAUUCCAUCUACAUCAAUUCAUCCGGCUUCGACCCUUCGCUCUUCCAUGAUGAUGACGGCCGGAAGUGGUUCGUCAACAUGAUGUGGGACCAUCGUCGCCGGUUUCAUGCAUUUACUGGAAUCGUUCUGCAAGAGUUCGAUCCCAAAGAAGGAAAACUUGUCGGCCCGAAGAAGAAUAUUUUCAGAGGCACUGAGCUAGCUCUAGUCGAAGGCCCGCACCUCUACAAACGGAAAGGAUGGUACUAUCUCCUCACUGCCGAAGGUGGCACUGCCUACGAACACGCCUGCACUCUUGCCCGCUCCCGUGACAUCCAGGGGCCGUACCAACUUCACCCGCAGAAGUACGUCAUAACGUCAAAGGAUGCACCUUUCGCCGCUCUUCAACGCGCGGGACAUGGCGACAUCGUGGAUACGCCCGAAGGCAAGACAUACAUGGCUCUCGUUGCUCGACGCCAGACGCACUUCUCCUAUGACGCAGAGACUAUUGUCGACUUUUCGCCCACCGACGAGAGAGAGUUUGCGGGCUUGACGGCUUACUACUGCCGCUACAACUUCUUCUAUGUCACCGUCACAGCCCAUGAAGAUGGCAAAAGGGAGCUCUUGAUCCAAAGCUCUGAGGCAUCAUGGCCUGAUAGCGACCUCACGACUCCGUUCCCAGACCCGAUACCGUUGCCUGAUUCGGGUAAGAUCAAGCUGGCUUUGACGAUCCGCGGACCGAAGCUUCAGUUCUACUACGCUCUUGAGGGUGACGAGCUGAAAGCGGUUGGGCCCGUGUACGAUGCUUCAAUUAUUUCCGACGAGUGCGGUGGACAUAAGGCACAUGGUAGCUUCACUGGUGCUUUUGUAGGUGUUGCUGCCUCUGAUCUGAAUGGAACGGCGAGGAAAGCUUCGUUUGAUUACUUUAUCUAUCGGCCUGUUCACGAUGCGACUGACCGUUAUGAGAUCUGA
Colletotrichum spaethianum is the source of this 1299-nucleotide messenger RNA. RefSeq names its product beta-xylosidase. The transcript has 2 exons. Gene Ontology annotation, biological process: carbohydrate metabolic process. NCBI's taxonomy places the organism in Eukaryota, Fungi, Ascomycota, Sordariomycetes, Glomerellales, Glomerellaceae. The record is from RefSeq and is a predicted model, not a curated record. The coding region runs from base 1 to 1299 and encodes 432 amino acids. Gene Ontology annotation, molecular function: hydrolase activity, hydrolyzing O-glycosyl compounds.